Durusdinium trenchii is the source of this 5733-nucleotide messenger RNA. The record is from the annotation of a GenBank genome assembly. NCBI's taxonomy places the organism in Eukaryota, Dinophyceae, Suessiales, Symbiodiniaceae.
AUGAGUGAGGAGGAGUCCGAAACCCGAAGAAGCCGAGGCGGUUUUGCAGCUGCGAGCACUGGAGGACAAGUCGGACGAGAUCUUGGCCCCCGAGACCGAGAUCCACCACCCGCCUACGAUGGCGAGAACCCGGAAGUUACCUUCCGGCAAUACGAGAAACAGCUUGCCCUCUGGGAAUUCGAGACCGAAGUCCCGAAGGCCAAACGCGCUGUGAAGAUGCUGCGCCAGCUUUCUGGAGUGGCCUCCACGGCGGUCGACGACCUGGAGGUCUCCGAGAUUGCCUGCGAGGACGGCGUCAAGAAUGUGUUGGGUAAGUUGAGGGAGUUCUUCAUGCCGCACCUUGAAGUAUCCCUUCCCAGGGCCUUCGAAACGGCCGUCUACGGCCAGCCCAGGGGAAGCAAAGAAUCCUUCGCCGAAUACACGAAGAGGAUGGAAAGAGCAUUCACCAACCUGGCGAAGGAGGGUGUGGAUUUGCCGGAUGGAGCCAAAGGGUACAUCAUGUACCGACAGGCUUCAUUGAGUGAGGCUCAGGAUCAACGACUUCUGACCUGGGCUCAAGGCAAGUACGGUUGCGGGGACAUCACUGUCGCCCUGCGGCGACUGGACAAGGUCAUUCGUGAGAAGGACAAGUCCAAAGGGGGCUACAUCAUGGAGGAGACCUUCGCCCAUGAGAACCAGGCCGGUAACCACUACGACGGGGAGAACGACGACUACCCGGCUUGGGAGGACGAGGACGACAACUACGUCUUCCUGGCGGAGGGCGAUUUGGAUGAAGUGAUGGACGAACAAGACGUCCUGCAGGCCCUUGCAUCGUAUCAUGACACCCGACAGGCAUUGAAAGAUCAGCGCCUGAGUCGAGGCUACUUCCCGGGCAAGGGCAAAGGCAAGGCAGAGAGCAGAACCUUCUUCGUGGGCCUACACCCUGAGAGUCCAGAAUUUUCCACUGCGCAGCAAGACUUUUGGCUGCGUCAAUUUGUGAAGGAGAACCGGGCCCGACAAGGGGUACCGAUGAACCUGAAGCCGGCAGCCAACUCCUCGGAGAUAUACAUGAAGCGGGCAUGUAUGGUCAAGGAGGGGAAGGUGAACUUUUGCGGGAUCACCACGGAAGCAAUAGAGGGCGUAGUGGACACCGCGGCCGAGGGUGGUUUGAUUGGGAAAGAACCACUACUUCGUCUCGAACGAGAACUCGUCAUCGAAUUUCGCUAUCGCUUCGAGAGCUCACCAGCGGCCAUGCUCAAUCAGACUGCUCAGCUUUUCAAUUCGAUCGAUUGCCCAAAGACGCCUCCAGCUCACCUCAACCUCAUGGCGUCGCUCCUUCAGAAAGCAAAGGCAUUGGUGGGCGCAACACCUUCCACGGACCCGGUGCCGAUGGAAGUCGGGCAUCGUCUGUGGAACUCCAAGGUUCCACUCAAGAAUUGGCGCGUCGUGCUGGACAAGAUCGGCAUCCUUCUGGUCUUGGCAGCACUACAGGACACCACAGAGGCCUGGUGUUUGGAUUGGGACUCGCAGCGGCCGGGGCGCAAAUCUAUGGCCAGCAUCGAGGACUACUACUCGGAGGUGAUCAUCAAUGCACCGGUGCUGAAGCCCCUGCAGAGCAAAGUUGGUCCCACUACUUCCGCGAGUGCAUGCGUGCACCCCAAAGCACAGCUGAAAGGUGGGGGCAACGGCUCGAGUUCUUACAUCGUGUGCCGAGCGUGCCACACCAGGUGGGCCCAUUCAGAGCGGUCCGCCGACAUCCGGAAGAAGAUCAAGGACGGCCCCUUGAGCGUGACUUACAAGGCGGAGGACCCUACAUCCCCGAAGGCUUCGGGUACAAGUUCGAUAGUGCCGAGAACGCCGACAAGGAGCGAAGGCCGGAUGAUCGACGAACACCUGAUAGCCACCCCAUCCUCCGGGGAAGAAUCUUUGAUGUCGAUGAAGCAGGACCUCCAGACGCAGCUGGACACUCAUGUUCAGAUCAUGAUGCAGCAGCUUCGAAACGAGCAGGCCGCGACCACGAUCCACCUGUCGCAACUCAAUGCCGUCCAGCUACAACAGAUCUCGGAGGAGGUGAAGAGAACGGCAGUGGCCAAUCGAGAGCAAGAAGUUCGGCAGGAGAAGCUCAUGCAGAUGCUCAUCAACGCCCGGAACCCGGAGGGCUCGCAGGAUCCGAGGGCAAGCUCCAGGAGGUCUCCACCGCCCAAAGUCCACAAGGAGUGCAAGUGCGGCAAACCUGCGGAGGCAUUGGUGGUCAAGAAAGAGGGACCUCGCAAAGGCCGCAUGUUCUGGAAAUGUGUCCAGCGGAAGUGCGACAUGUUCGAGUGGAUUGCGGAGGAGGACCAGGCGGACAUCGACGAGGUGAAGACGGCGGCAUCAUCACUGAAUCCACGGAGGUCCAAGAGCCCGAAGAGGGAGGCCUCGGCGGCAGCUCCUAUGGUGGCCAUGGCAUCGCCGGCGACGAGUUGGGCCCGAGUGUCAGUGCACAGCAGCCGGGCGGAGAAUGUCUAUGGCACGUUUUGGAAGAUGACUGUCGAUGGAGGCUGGCAAGAAGAGCAUGGGGAGAUUCCCAAAGAGAGUGCGGAGAUCUACGUGCAAGUCCGAGCCAGCAGAAGAGGAGACUUUCAGGACCAAUGGGAAGAUGCCCGGACGACUCACCUCACCAGGAAGAACCGCCAGUUUUGGACUAAGGCCAUCAAGAAGACUGAAGAGACCUUCAAGAAGACGAUAGCCGAGCUCUACAGUCCUCCCAGGGUAGCAUCUACUAUGAACCGGAAGGGCUAUGACACGGGCACCAGCUUUGACCUCGCAACCGGAUGGGAUCUCAGUUGCCCAUCGGAUCGCAAAGCAAUGUGGAAAGCCUUGAGAGAAGAGAGCCCCAUGGUCAUUGUGGCCUGUCCCCUAUGUACCGCAUUCAGCAGGAUGCAGGCGGUGAACUGGGGAAGGAUGACUCAAGCCAAGAAGGUUCACCUCCUGAAGACAGGAAAAGAGCACCUGCACCUGGCGAUUGCCGUGAUGAAGUGGCAACUGCGACGAGGAGGAGCGAUCCUGUUCGAGCACCCUGAAGGAGCAACUUCCUGGCAGGAUCCGCAGCUGCAGUCACUAGCAGCUCAAAGGGACGUCAAGACUGUGGUGUGCGAUCAAUGUAUGUUCGGGCUGAAUGUGGAUGGCCAAGGCUUGAACAGAAAAAGGACGAGGUGGUUGUCCAACAUGCCACCGGUUCUGGAGGCGCUCAAUGUCAAGUGCGACCGGACCCAUUUCCAUGUGCCGCUAGAGAAUGGACGACCCAAGUUGGCACAGGUUUAUCCAGAGAGACUCUGUCAGGCAGUGGCCCGAGGAAUCAUCGAGUACCUCAACGGCAAGGACAUCUACGCCCACGAACUUGAGGAUGGCGGUGAAGACGAAGAAGAGGAGGAGGUAGACGAUGGACCAGAUCCCGGAGCCGAUGAAGGCCCCGGAAACUAUGAGCCGACGGAGGAGGAGAAGAAGUCCAUCAUGAAGGUCCACCGAGCAGUCGGACACCCACAGCAGAGAGAAUUCAUCAGGUUUCUCCGAGCUGCCCGAGUACGAGGAGAACUCGUGCAAUGGGCAUCCAAGGGGUUCCGCUGCGACAUCUGUGAGGCAAAGCGGCAUCCGAAGGCACCUCGACCUACAGCAAUUCCUAGGGCAUACCAGCCAAACAGAGUGCUGGGAUUGGACCUCUUCUAUGUGCCGGCGCCCGGAGAUGGCAAGCAGACGACACCAGUGCUGAACAUCCUGGACUGGGGCACGAACUACCAGAUGUGUGAAGUGCUCGCCGGAAAACAUCCCGGAGAGGUCUGGGAGGCGUACCAGUCUACAUGGGCUCGGACGUUUGGCCAUCCCGAGGUGAUCACCUGUGACGCAGGCCGAGAGUUCCUGGGGGAGUUCAUCCAACGGGCAGCAAAUGAAGGCAUCGUGGUGCACCAGAUCGCAUCAAAGGCCCCGUGGCAGCAGGGCAAAACCGAGAGACAUGGUGGCCACUUCAAAGAAUUGCUGGACAAAGCCAGAAGCGAAGUGGUCAUUCAAACCACCAAGGACUUGAAGCAGCUCAUGACUGAGGUUGAGCAGGCGAAGAACAGGUACUCCAACCGUUCAGGUUUUGCACCAGUCCAACGGCAAAUAGGGCAGUGGCCAAGGCUGCCGACCUCCGUGCUUUCAGAUGAAGCCAUCGACCCAACGCUGCUGAAUGGGGUGCUCACGGACGACAUCGAGAAGCUCCACCACAUGCGAAACAUCGCGCACAAGGCCUUCUGUGAGCACAAUGCGAAAAGAACCCUUCAAAGGGCCAUGAAGGCCAGGCCACGGGUCUGGAUUGACUACAAGCCAGGAGAGUAUGUCUUCGUCUUCCGAGUCCCAAAGCUGAAGAAAAGGAAGCGUGGAGGCAUUGCCGAUGACACGGCCACAUCAACCAAAGCACGCUGGGUGGGCCCUGGCGUUGUCAUCGCACCAGACGGAGCCAAUGUGUGGAUAUCCAUGUUUGGAGAACUCUGGAAAGUGGCCCGAGAACAAUGCCGACAUGCGACCACCGACGAGAAGACCGGGAUCGAAGCUGUGCUCCAAGAAUGUCAGGAGCUCAUUGAAGAGUUCAAGAGAGGCUCACACCGAACAGGCUACAAAGAUAUCACCCAAGAAGACCUACCUCCAGAAGAAGGAGAAGGAGAAGGAGAUGAACAAGACCAGCGAGUACAGGACCCUCGCACCAACUUCCUGCAGCCCUCGGAGGUGAUUGAGUAUACGCCGGAGCUCAUGGACGAAGAUGAUGAGCCACCAGGUGAUGAAGAAGUCGUGCCAAAGAGGAGAAAGUCAGUGAACGAGCCUGAACAAGAAGAGGUACCAUCCUCCAAGGCUAGCAGCGACGCCGGCAUCAAGGAAGCACGACAUCAUCCUGGCUUUCCUGAAGGAGUCCCGGAGACGCCGGCACGGCCAUCGACCCUAACCGGGGGAAAUCGCCUGGAGCACCGAGCCGAGGCAACUUCCAUGCAAGGAGCUCUACGCCUCUCCGAACAACAAGCCAAUCGACUCGAUGGAGUUCCUGGUCCAUUGACAGGUCCCAUAUACCGCUGGCAGCAACGACAAGGGCAACAUGCACACAUCGCGCCCUACCUGGGAACAUCCGAAUGGUUUCUAGCUGAAGACGCGGAGAUCGACGAGGAGACCAACCUGGGCCGAAUGCAGAAACUCCAAGCACUGGAGCAAAGAAGGGCAGAAAGAGACUACUGGCACAUCGACUGGGAAGCCGGAACGAUGGAGAGGCACCACCUGAGGAAGAGGAAGACGAAGUUCAGCCCUGAACAUGGUCCAGAAGGUCCACUACCAAGCUCGUUCCUCUCCACAGACCGACAAACGCAUGUGAGAAGAGCGGGCACAACCACCAUAGAAAGCGACAGCUGGAUCAAUCCACAAAACCAGUGGCGAGAAGAGCUAUGGAGGGGCAAGACGAUCUUCUACAUCAAGAACAUUGAGGAGGCCAAGGUCUAUGCGACUGAGAAGAAAGGACAAGAUGAUGUCAUCCUCUCUCGAGAAAGUCCACAAGAUCGAGAAGAGUGGAAGCUCUCCGACCUCUCCGAGUGGAACAAGGUGACCCAAAGUGGAGCAGUGGAAGUGCUUGGCUUAGAGGAGUCCCAAAGAAUUCGUCAAGAACUCCGAGACCAAGGACAAGAGGCUCGCCCGAAAGGACGGCCAGACCAGUUCCGAUUUGAGAAGGUUUGGAAUCAAAGAGAAACCUUGGAACUGUAG